AUGUUAUUUAAAUCAAUAAACCAAGUAAUUAAUAUAAAUGGAUAUAAUAAAUUAAAUAAUAAUUUUAAUCAUCAAAAUAAUGAUUUAACUAGUAUUUCAUAUUCUCAAAAUAGUUUAUCAUCAUCAGUAAAAGCUAGUGCAGUCUUUACAAGACCACAAAUGUUUUGGACAAAUCUUUAA
Dictyostelium discoideum AX4 is the source of this 180-nucleotide messenger RNA. RefSeq lists its product as hypothetical. The record is from RefSeq and is a predicted model, not a curated record. Bases 1 to 180 code for a protein of 59 amino acids. NCBI's taxonomy places the organism in Eukaryota, Evosea, Eumycetozoa, Dictyosteliales, Dictyosteliaceae. The transcript has 2 exons.